AUGCCGCCUGCCAAGCCGUAUGUAGUCGGACCAAUGCGCGGAGCGCCGUACCCAGCGCCCGCCAUCAAUAUUCCCAACCUGAUGAAACAGGUUGAGAACCUUACCCAGCGCGUAGAAGCGCUGGAAGCCACUCUCGGUUACCCGAGUUACCAACAAUCUGGGCCCGGGACCCAGUGGGUCCAGGAUGUUGAUGGGUACCCGGCCGCUCUGCCGGCUCCCAUGGGAAUGUCCUCCGCCUGGGGGGGGAGGGUCCGGAUGGGCCGGAACGAGAAGACGGUCGCAUAG
This is a messenger RNA of Punctularia strigosozonata HHB-11173 SS5, 285 nucleotides long. RefSeq lists its product as uncharacterized. The record is from RefSeq and is a predicted model, not a curated record. Bases 1 to 285 code for a protein of 94 amino acids. The transcript has 2 exons. NCBI's taxonomy places the organism in Eukaryota, Fungi, Basidiomycota, Agaricomycetes, Corticiales, Punctulariaceae.